GGGGGCGGGGGGAUCAGCUGCCCGCGCACGGCAGCGGGGCCGCGCCGACACGGUGGGUCCGAGCCGCGGGUGGGGUCCCCGGUACCCCCAUCCAGCCCCGCAUCCCCGCUCCCCGCAUCCCCGCCCGGGAUCCCCCACCCCACCCCACCGCGCUCCCCGUCCCCACCCGCACCGCGGCCCCCCGUCCCCUCCCUGUCCCCUCCCUGUCCCCAGGGGUGUCCCCAGGGGUGUCCCCAGGGGUGUCCCCAGAGGUGCCCCCAGCCCUCCGUGGGGUGUGGGUGCCAUCCCCCGCCCCCUCAGCUCGGGGUGGCCCCGGGGCUGAGACCCCCCGGCGGGGCCGUGGCGCAGCGGCGGAGGCUCAGCCUGCCYGCGGGGGCCUCUGCUUUUUAUCCAUUCCUUUAUUUUUAUCAUUAAUUUUAAUUUCCAUUUUUAUUAUUAAUUUUUAUUGAUUUUUAACCCCUCCUCGCCCCGCCCGGGGAGCGCGGGAUGGGGGUCCGGGGGCGGCCCCCGCUCUGUCCCCCCGGGGGUCGCUGCCGGCGGUAGGUGUCCCCCGGGCUGUCCCCACCAUGGGGCAGGGGACCGCGGGGCUGGCCGGGGUGCCCAGCCUGGCCGGGGUGCUGCCAGCCGGGACCCCGCUGCUGCUGCUGGACGUGGGGCGCACGAUCCCUGCCGGGGGGGAUGCUCUGAGCCACGCACGGGGCCUGGAUUGCUGGGAGGUUCGGAAACACAACAGCUCCGAGUGGUGCCACUUCAUCCGGAGCAACCCCGACUGCCGGCUCGACGGCGGCUUCCUCGACUACCUCGAUGGGGUGUUCUGCGUCUUCCCGCCCCGGCUGCUGCCCCUGGCCGUCACCCUCUAUGCUCUCUGGCUGCUGUACCUGUUCGUCAUCCUCGGUGUGACAGCGGAGAAGUUCUUUUGUCCCAACUUAUCAGCCAUCUCCACCAACCUGAAGCUGUCCCACAACGUGGCAGGUGUCACCUUCCUGGCCUUUGGGAACGGGGCACCCGAUGUCUUCAGUGCUGUGGUGGCCUUCUCUGACCCCCGGACAGCGGGGCUGGCGAUCGGGGCCAUCUUUGGUGCCGGCGUGUUCGUCACCUCAGUGGUGGCCGGGGGCAUCGCCCUGGUCAAGCCCUUCACGGCCGCCUCCAGGCCCUUCCUCAGGGACGCCAUCUUCUACAUGGUGGCCGUGUUCCUCACCUUCAUGGUCCUCUACUUGGGCAGGAUCAGGCUGGCAGAGGCUCUGGGUUACCUGGGGCUCUACGUGUUCUACGUGCUCACCGUGGUGCUCUGCACGUGGAUUCACCGGCGGCAGCGCGGGGACGGGCUGGCCCCUGCCGGACCCUGGGAACCAGAGCUGCCCACAGAUGUGGAAGAGCCGGAGUCCUCGGGCACCAACAGCAGUGACUACGGGGAGGAGUACCGGCCCCUGCUGCCCUCCCGGGAGAGCUCCCUGCGCAUCCUGGCCACGGCGCUCAGCCCCUUGGACCAGCGCAAGUGGAGGAGGAAGCCCUGGUACUGGCGGCUCUUCAAGGCCCUCAAGGUGCCCGUGGAAAUGGUGCUGCUGCUCACCGUUCCCGUGGUGGACCCCGACAAGGAGGACCUGAACUGGAAGAGACCCCUCAACUGCCUGCACCUCCUGACCAGCCCCCUGCUCUGUGUCCUCACCCUCAAGUCGGGCGCCUAUGGGCUGUACCAGAUCCAGGGCAUCUUCCCAGUCUGGGCACUGGUCACACUGGUUGCCUCUGCCCUGGCCCUCAUCGUCUUCAUGGCCACGAGCAACGAGGAGCCACCCAAGUAUCACUGUGCGUUUGCCUUCCUGGGGUUUUUGGCCAGCGCCAUGUGGAUCAACGCCGCCGCCACGGAGCUGGUGAACAUCCUGCGCACCCUGGGYGUCAUCUUCCAGCUCAGCAACACYGUGCUGGGCCUGACCCUGCUGGCCUGGGGCAACAGCAUCGGGGACACCUUCUCCGACCUCACCAUGGCCCGGCAGGGCUAUCCCCGCAUGGCCUUCUCCGCCUGCUUCGGGGGCAUCAUCUUCAACAUCCUGGUCGGYGUGGGGCUGGGCUGCCUGCUGCAGAUGACCAGCAGCCAGCCGCUGGUGAAGCUGGAGCCCGACAGCCCGCUGGUGUGGGUGCUGGCGGGGGCGCUGGGGCUCAGCCUGGUGUUCUCCUUCGUGACGGUGCCGGCGCAGUGCUUCCAGCUGGGAAAGGCCUAUGGCRUCUGCCUCAUCGCCUACUACCUGCUGUUCCUGUGCGUGGCCCUGCUCACCGAGUUCAGGGUGAUCCGUUUCCCCACGCCCUGACACCCCAGGGCUCUCACUCUGCCUUCCCAGCAGUGAUGUCCCCUCCCUGUCCCUGGUGGGGACAAGGACAGCUCAGCCGUGCUGCUGCAGGUGCCAGCCCAGCCUCAGGCUUGCUCUUCGGAGAGGGGAGGGUUCGGGGAAGGGGCUGUCAGUGCCCUCAUCCUCUCUUCACUCUGUUCAAUCCCUGUAAUUUAGGGAACUCUGGGCAGGAGUUGAGCCCUUGGCGGUGUCUGGAGGGGAGGAUGGGGAAGCUCCAGCUCAGGGAGGCUUUGUCUCCUCAGUUGCUGCCCCUUCCCCUGCUCAGCUCCCUGCAGCCRCCCUGGCAGAGCUGGGGCAGUUGUGCCACAGGGGGUGACACUGCCACCAGCCCAGGCACACAGAUUUGUCCUUGGGAAGGACAUCCCUGCUGGCAUGGAGCUGGCACAGCCACACCGGGCUGAGGGGACACAGUUCAGUGCAAGCCAAGCCUGAGGGAAAACAAACCCCAAACCAAGCAAGGCUGGUUUCCCCUGCUGUUUUUUAGCGAUGUUUUUUCAACCUGGUUUCAGAUCCUACUUUUUCUCCUCCCCYUGGGGUGGGCAGAGCUGUAGGAAAGGACUUGGAGGUUUCCACACACAGUGUUGACCUCUGGCAGGACUAGAUUUAGGCACUGUAAAAAAGUUGCAAUAAAAAAAAAAAAACAAACACAAACCCAACCUUGACUUUUGCCUGGCGCCAGGGCCGCUUCUGCUCUGUGCUGUGACACAGCCCUUACUCAGCACGGAGCCUUUGGAGGGGAGAGGGAACAGCCAGGGCUGAGGCAGCAGAGGACCCAGGGACRCCCAGAGCGGUUUUCCCGAGGGAUGGGGAAGUGGUUUGAUGUCCCAAGAGCAGUCACAUGUGUCACGGUCACUGCACGGGUCAGCACGGCUCGGUCCCUGGGGACAGGGACACCUGCAGGGCUGCCCAUCGUGCCAGGGGAAGGYUCCUGCUCCCAGGGGAGUGGAAUGGACGGGCUGGUGUGCUGCUCCCAGCUGCAGGGUCCACAGGACACAAAUUGUCAUCCCAGAGGGACAGCCACAGCCCUGCCCUGUGGGAGAGGGGRGUGUUGUGCAAGCCCCACAACUGUCAGACCUGGUUCCUUAUCCUUUCCUGACAGGCCCAGAACAUUUCUCCUUUUUCUAACAGAUACCAGCAGCUUUCACAAAACAAAUAACGCUCCCCGUGCCUGCAGCCAUUGGCUGUGCCCUGGGCCUGCCGGGAGGAGCUGGGACACAGCCCCCAAUUCCUGCCACAGGCAGGGCUAAAGCAAUGGAAACCACGGCAAACGUCCCAGGGCAGAGGCACAAACACCCCUCCCGGCCUCAACACUGCGCUGGUGCAGCUUUGGAAAACCUAAUUCUGAGCAAGUUAUUUUGAUGUUUAGGGAAAAUCCUGGCAGGGGAAGGGUAGAAGGGAAGCUGGGCUCUGUAAUGUCCUGGAAUGCCAAGCAGGUAAAAUAUUGCCAACAAAAGCACUUGCCACUGGACAGGGCAGGCAGGCUCCUCUUGAAACCCUGGGAAUGCUCCAGCUCGGCCAAACCCCAUCUCUGGAAUAACACGGGGAAAGAGGAAAGGAAGCCUUUACAAAGCCGAGGAUGCUCUUUAUUAGUGCCUGA
Molecule: messenger RNA, 3939 nt
Organism: Malurus melanocephalus (red-backed fairy wren)
Lineage: Eukaryota; Metazoa; Chordata; Aves; Passeriformes; Maluridae
Gene: SLC8B1
Product: solute carrier family 8 member B1
Exons: 15
Coding region: 567-2303 (578 amino acids)
Biological process (GO): intracellular calcium ion homeostasis; calcium export from the mitochondrion
Cellular component (GO): membrane
Molecular function (GO): calcium:sodium antiporter activity
Source: RefSeq, a predicted model, not a curated record